This is a messenger RNA of Triticum turgidum subsp. durum (durum wheat), 1038 nucleotides long. Lineage: Eukaryota; Viridiplantae; Streptophyta; Magnoliopsida; Poales; Poaceae. The record is from the annotation of a GenBank genome assembly.
AUGGCCGGCCUCCUCCUCCUCAAGCUCCUCCCUCCCUCCAUCCUCUCCGGCGGCGCCACCUCCACCUCCACACCUCGCCGUCGGCCAGCACCGAUCCACCACACCACCACCAGAAUCACAAGCAGCAGCAUCAACGCAACACAGUCUUCCUCCUCCUCCACCACACCCGCGACAACCUCGGCGUCGUCUCCGGCGGCGGUGAAGCUCACCUACCUCCAGUUCAACGGCUGGCUGUGGGAGCUGCCCGGCGGCUUCCGCGUCCUCGUCGACCCCAUCCUCGUCGGCAACCUCGACUUCGGCAUCCCCUGGCUCUUCGACGCCGCCAAGAAGACCCUCCCCAACUCCCACCCACAGCCGGACGCCGGCCUCCUCGCCGACCUGCUGCUCAUCACCCAGAGCCUCGACGACCACUGCCACCUCCGCACCCUCACCCAGCUCGCCGCCAUCCGCCCCGGCCUCCCCGUCGUCGCCACGCCCAACGCGCGCCCCAUCCUCUCCGCCCUCCCCUUCACCCACGUCACCUACCUCGAGCCCGGCCAGUCCACCACCGCCGCCGCCGUCACCGUGCUCGCCACCGCCGGCCCCGUGCUCGGCCCGCCGUGGCAGCGCCCGGAGAACGGCUACAUCGUCACCGCCGGCAAAAACACCAGCGUCUACUACGAGCCGCACUGCGUGUAUGACGCCGGGUUCCUGCGGGACAGGGCGCUGCGCGCCGACGUGCUCAUCACGCCCGUCGUCAAGCAGCUCCUCCCGGCCGACUUCACCCUCGUCUCCGGGCAGGAGGACGCCGUGGAGCUCGCCAGGCUGCUCCGCCCAAGCUACGUCGUGCCCAUGAGCAACGGCGAGUUCGACGCCAAGGGCCUCCUCGCCGCCCUCGUCUCCACCCGGGGCACCAUCCAGGCCUUCAGGGCCAUGCUCGCCGACGCGCUCCCCGACGCAAAGGUCGUCGAGCCCACCCCCGGCGUCCCGCUCCACCUCCGCUUCGACGACAACGACAACAACAACAAUUCAUCAACAUCAUCAUCAUCAUCUUCAUAG